This is a messenger RNA of Ambispora leptoticha, 1609 nucleotides long. The record is from the annotation of a GenBank genome assembly. NCBI's taxonomy places the organism in Eukaryota, Fungi, Glomeromycota, Glomeromycetes, Archaeosporales, Ambisporaceae.
AAGAAUAGAAAUGCCACGGAUGACGAGAUCAUUAAGGCAUAUGUAGAGCAACAAGCUUAUAGUGGCCCAGUACAACAAGCAUCAGGGUUGAGUCAAACGCGUGAACUUGAGAAGGCCUUUAACGUCUCAUUCCGAGAUCCUGUCGGCUAUCUACGUGUACUAUGCCAACGGAUACAUCAAGUUGCAGACACCGAUGACCACUUCAAUUACUUGGCUAUCAUCCAGUCAUCGGGGUAUGGAAAGACAAGAGCAGGCUGUGAACUUGCGGCUGAAUUCCCCUUUGUAUAUGUCUGUUUUCGCGAAAAUGGCUCAACUGGAUACUCUCCGGCCACCCCGAAGAGUAUGGAUAUGCUAAGAAACAUAAAAGAAGCAAGGAAUGUAGAUGAAGCUGAAGUUGAGGCACUGGGCUGGAUUCGAUCGAUCAUCUCAACGUUUCAUGAGAAAAGAGAAGAAUUUUGCAAGAAGGAACCGCAAGAGAGAUACCAGCAAGCGUUGUUGAAAGACCAGCAACAAGCCAUAGAUUUCUGGAAUGCUGUCAAUGCCAAUCGUAAAAAUGAAGAGUUGCCACAAACUAGGGAGAAGAUAAUUCUUUUUAUCAAUGAAGCCUCUGCUCUACUUUCUAAAAAAAAGGAUCAAGGGGCUGUUACUGAAAAAAAUCAGGCAUUUAGAGCAGUUCGGCGUGCCCUACUCAGAUAUAAGACCUAUAUUACCGGUCUCUUGAUAGAUACAAAUUCCUCAGUUGCCAACUUGGCACCUCAGAUUGAACAUGAUCCUUCAGCGAGGGGCUCUAACCGUAAAGUCCAUAAACCAUUCAUCUACUUGGCCACGAUGGAUUGCCUAAGUGCCGAUAUUUCACUCAAUGAGAAUGGUUCAGGUCAUGAUAUCAUUCGGUUUGGCAGACCGUUAUGGGGUUCUCAGUGGCAAUCAGCAGACUUGGCACCUGAUCUCGUCAAGUCGCAUAUGGCAACAUUGAUUCACAUUGAUGAUGAUCGCAAGAAACAUCUGAUAACUUACCCAUCUGAGCCUGUAUUGGCUGAAGCUGCACUGGAGGUGCUAUCAGAGAAUGGUGUAGAGCUUGGGGUGCUAACGGAACUGGAUGCUGUCAACAAAUCCAGUGGAAUUCUUGAUGCAGGGAGCCAGGGGGAGCUGGUUGUGAGAUUGUUAUUCUUGAGUGCAUGGCGUCGGUUGAUCUGCUCUGAGAGAAACAGGGAGAAUAAUAAGUCAGAUGUCCUCAAAUUUCUUGAAGAGCUUUUUGAACUAAAGCUUCCAAAGGAGAAAUUUUCCUACCUGAAAGACUUUGAAGUAGGAUUUACCCACUUUAUUGGACUUACAGAAAAACCAGACAUAUCAACACUCAAAAGCAUUUGGGAUCGGCGUGGUGCUAUGCAUUUUAAGAACAAUCAAGAAGGUUCAGAUCUUGGAUUAGUUAUUAGACAUAAGGCGGAUAAAGAACGUUUUGGAGUAUUGGUGGCCAAGAACCUUGCAGUUAAGCAGAACCAAAUGGAAGAAACCUUUGUAGCAGGAUGUCAGCUUGAGCCCAGGAUUACCUUCUCCGAAGACUGUACUAACAUUAUUAAGGAUAAUUAUCUGGCUAUUUAUGUUCACAUUG